This is a messenger RNA of Cicer arietinum (chickpea), 2175 nucleotides long. NCBI's taxonomy places the organism in Eukaryota, Viridiplantae, Streptophyta, Magnoliopsida, Fabales, Fabaceae. The record is from RefSeq and is a predicted model, not a curated record.
AUGUCCUUAAGUACUUCCAAAGCAGCUUUUCAGGUUCUGUCCAGGGUUGUGCCUCAAUCUGGGUAUAACGAGCCUUUUGUGAACACUUCCCAGUUGCGAGCAAAAUGUAUGAAGAAAAAAUCCUCAAUGCAUAGGUAUUUUAUCGAGAGUUCUAGCGUGUUUCAAAGCCAGUCAAGACCUCAUCGAUUUCCGUUGACUGGUGUUAGUUUCUAUGACUAUAAGACCUAUAGUCAUCCAUGGUUGCAGACAUGCAAAUGCCAAAAGGCUGAAAAUUUGAGUGGCAUAACUUCGAAUGAUGUUGAAAAAUCAAAUUUGGUAAGCAAUGUGAUGAGUGCAAAGUCUGUCGUAGAGCUUCAAGAUGUUGAACUGUUGAAACAGGAAACAGAGGUUUUGUCAUCUGAUGUUAGAAAUGGAACUAUUGCAAAAUCCUUUGACAAAAUUAGCCUCAACUCCAUCGAGGAUGAAGCAUGGGAUCUACUGAGGGAGUCUGUAGUUUAUUAUUGUGGCAAUCCUAUUGGAACUAUUGCUGCAAAGGAUCCUAACAGUUCCAAUGUUUUGAAUUAUGACCAGGUCUUUAUUCGUGAUUUCAUUCCUUCUGGAAUCGCUUUCCUAUUGAAGGGAGAGUAUGAUAUUGUUCGUAAUUUCAUUCUUUAUACACUUCAGUUGCAGAGCUGGGAGAAAACAAUGGAUUGUCACAGUCCAGGACAAGGUCUGAUGCCUGCUAGUUUUAAGGUUCGGACAGUUCCUCUGGAUGGUGACGACUCUGCAACAGAAGAGGUUUUGGAUCCUGACUUUGGAGAGGCAGCCAUCGGCCGUGUUGCGCCUGUUGAUUCUGGGUUGUGGUGGAUUAUUUUACUACGAGCAUAUGGAAAAUGCUCUGGGGAUUUAUCAGUACAGGAGAGAGUUGAUGUGCAAACAGGAAUUAAGAUGAUUUUGAAGUUGUGUCUUGCUGAUGGCUUUGACAUGUUCCCAACAUUAUUAGUAACUGAUGGUUCUUGCAUGAUAGAUCGGAGGAUGGGCAUACAUGGGCAUCCUUUGGAGAUUCAGGCACUGUUUUAUUCUGCCUUACUUUGUGCGCGUGAGAUGCUUACUCCAGAGGAUGGGUCAGCUGAUCUACUACGGGCACUGAACAAUCGGCUGGUAGCUCUUUCAUUUCAUAUUAGAGAGUAUUAUUGGAUUGAUUUGAAAAGAUUAAAUGAAAUUUACCGUUACAAGACAGAGGAGUACUCGUAUGAUGCAGUUAAUAAAUUCAACAUAUACCCAGACCAGAUUUCCCCUUGGUUAGUAGAAUGGAUGCCGAACAAAGGAGGCUACUUAAUUGGUAACUUACAACCCGCUCACAUGGAUUUCCGGUUUUUUUCUCUGGGAAACUUGUGGUCUGUGGUUAAUAGUUUGGCCACAGAGGAACAAUCACAUGCCAUAUUGGAUCUUAUCGAAGCCAAAUGGUCGGAUUUGGUAGCGGACAUGCCACUCAAGAUAUGUUAUCCUGCUCUUGAAGGUCAGGAGUGGCAGAUAAUCACCGGCAGUGAUCCUAAGAAUACGCCUUGGUCCUACCAUAAUGCAGGCUCCUGGCCAUCACUGCUCUGGCAGCUCACGGUUGCAUGCAUAAAGAUGAACAGACCACAUAUUGCUGCAAAAACUGUUGAAAUUGCUGAGAGACGUAUAUCAAGAGACAAGUGGCCAGAAUAUUAUGACACGAAAAGAUCUAGAUUCAUUGGAAAACAAUCUCAACUGUAUCAAACAUGGUCGAUUGCGGGAUACCUUGUGUCAAAGCUGCUGCUUGCAGAUCCAAGUAAAGCAAACAUACUGAUAACUGAAGAGGAUUCUGAACUUGCAAAUGCUUUUAUUAGUGCCAACCCGAGAGGAAAGCGCGGGAGGAAAAAUAUGAAGCAGACCUACAUUGUAUGAGUCUUUAAUUGCAAUUCAUUUGGUUCUUUUUGGCCAGCUGAUAGGUUUAUGUCCCAUUUAUUAUUCAUAAUCUACAUUUUUCUUCUGAUUAGCAGCAUAUUCAUAUAUAGGGUUGGUUAUGAUGAAACUGUCUUAUACUAGUCAUUGUGUAUAUGUAAUUGAAACAUGAUGUCAAUACUUCAGGAUUAAGUAGCAUACGGAAGAUACAGUUAAUCUAGAAUGAGAAACUUUUGUGCUACAUUUCUAUAGAAAAUGUUUUCCCCCCAA